GAAGCAUCGCGAGCGCCGAGCACCGUCACCCUACUGUGCUAUGUACUCUGGUGACUGGUGAGCGUGGAUAUUGGUGACUAGUGGCUAUGGCCAGCCAGUAUGUGCCGGGAGAGGGACGCGUGCGCACGUGUUAGAAGCGCGCGUGUGUGAGUGAGUGUGUGUUGUACCGGUGAGACGUUAGUGUGUGCGGAGCUCGUGUGCCGACUGCUGACGAAGGCGCUAAAAGUGAUGGGGUGCAAACAGACUCCGUGGUCAUUCCCGCCGCUCCUUCUGGGAGUGAGGGUGGAGGUACACUAAGCGAUAGUUGUGAACUUUACCGUAGCUGGCGGUGUGUGGAUACUAUAGUGUGGGUGUGGGUGUGGGUGCAGCGGUGAUGGUGUGGGCGGCGCCGUUGGUGCAGCUGAUGCUUCUAGUGCUAUCGUCACUGGCCGGUCCGGGGCCGGGGUUCUCCUCCCGGCAGCGCACGGCUGUGGUGGCACGUGCGGGGGACAGCGCCGCACUACGCUGCUCCGUGCUUAGGCUUCACGAUCGCGCGGUGUCGUGGAUUCGAUCAAACGACCUUCAGAUCCUGACGCACGCAGGGGUGGUGUUCACCGCUGACUCUCGAGUCUCAUGUUCUGAUGCUGCAGCAGAUGAUUCUGAGAAAAUGCUUGAUGAUGACACAGCGGCAUCUCAGGAGUGGGAGGGACCCGUAAAAGUACACACGCUGCGUCUUGAGCGGCUGCGGCUCAGCGAUUCUGGCCGGUACGAGUGUCAGAUCAACACUGAGCCCAAGAUGAGCCUCUUCUUCAAUCUUACUGUCAUAGACACGGAGCUGCCUACCGUGCAGGUGUCGGCAGCGGUGAGGGACGUCCGUGGUGCUUUGGGGGGCGUGGCGCAGCUCACGUGCGAGGCGCGCUACGUGAGCUGGGGGGAGCUCUCCUCAGACACCCUAGCCGCGCUGCCGCCGCUGAGGGUGCACUGGCAGCACGAGGAAUACGCGCUCGACACGCAGAGUAGUCGUGGCGGGAUAUCGCUGGAGACAGAGCGGUGGCCGGGCCGGAGCGUGUCGCGUCUCACGCUGGCGCAGCUGAGCGCGUCAGACGCCGGCCGCUACACGUGUGCGGCGCACGGGGCCAGUGCGCACCUGCACCUGCACGUAGACGGGGCCGAUAUCACAGAGGGUGCGGGAGGCGGUGUGGAGUGGAUGCAGCGCGACCAGGCAGUGGCGCGUGUGAGUAGCGCUCCCCGACAGAGACGGCAUCACGCGUUAGCUCUCUCUCUCACACUCGCGCUCUCAUACGCGGGCUCGCUCGCCGUCACGUGACUACGCGCGCGUUGCCACCAUUGAACACUGCAAAUGUACAUUAAGUUGUAAAUAGCUAUUUAUAUAUUUUUUAUCAUACAAUGUUAAUAAACAUAUUUUGUUGACA
Molecule: messenger RNA, 1412 nt
Organism: Leptidea sinapis
Lineage: Eukaryota; Metazoa; Arthropoda; Insecta; Lepidoptera; Pieridae
Exons: 7
Coding region: 374-1306 (310 amino acids)
Biological process (GO): synapse organization
Cellular component (GO): neuron projection membrane
Source: RefSeq, a predicted model, not a curated record